UCACAAAUAAUAAGUUGUCAUCUCCCUAAUCUCAUUUCCAUAAACGAUUUAAAUUUCCCAUUUUUUCCCGCAGAACUGUCUCGGUUUAUAUCCCAGGUUCGAGGAAAAUGUUAAUAACAAUCGUGGUGUUUAUCAUCCCUCUACACCGGCAAUUACACCGAUAACGUGCAAGCUCCGAGCAGCACAAUAAUCUCCUGAUAAAUGUGCACUUUUCCACGUGCACUUGCACGCCAUCGAUACAUACAUUUUUAACAAAAAAUCAUUUACAGACAUCAACGUCACAAAGGGACAAUAAUUAGGUAUUAUUAAUAAGUAUACUUUUCCUUCGCAAUUGGUACAGUGAAAUCUUAACGAGUCGGCACAUCGUGUCCUUCCUAUUUCCAGAUUUUUCUAUAUUUUCAUUUUAUUCGCAGGUGCAUCGGGUCGCAAACUGCAUCGAAUUUAUGAAGCGCAGUCAAGUGGUGUUCUAAAGGAUAGCCAUCUAUGAAUGGUGCGAUCGUCAACAAGAAUUAUCAUUCGCCCAUCUGACACGUACGAAUGUAUUAAGCAUUCGCGGUAAAUAAAAGUCGAUGCAUCGGCUUGCAUAGUUUUCACAGGGAAGCUCGACCCUCUCGUGAAAAGCACGCCUAGAAAUCCCCCAGCAGGUAAACCCGACUAAUUAUGCCGAAUUCACGACUAUUUCAAGUUAACGCGACGAGGAGUUCAAUGACAAUAUGCUGAGCAAAGUGGAUAACAAUGGCCGGGUAUUUCCAAAACCGCAAGUCAAAUGGGCCGACUUGAUGACCACCGGGAAAACACAACCUCCACUGCGGCUCAACGAACAUGGCACCGACGUCGCCGAGACGAAGACUAUGCAACCUGCUGUAAAGUCGGAUCUUUAUUACGCUCUUUUUCCUAUUUAUCACCUGAGCAAGAUAUGGGGAUUGCUGCCUGUGAGAUUCGUCAAGCAAAGAGGUGGUCGUUGCUUGGGACAGAAGCACCUGAUCGACAUUCUUUACGGCUGCCUGUUGCUGCUGUUUUUGAUUGUCGCCGAGGUAUGGGGCUUAUGGAGGGACCUAAGAGACGGAUGGGAAAACAGUACGAGGUUGAAAUCGGAGACUGCUGUUACCGUAACUUGUGGGGAUGUCCUGGCAGUGAUGAUCAUGGCUGCAGUUUCGGUUUUGGGAUCGCCAUUUAGGUGGGACCACCUGCAAAAUGUGAUGAACAUGUUGGUAGAGGUGGACGAGAAGCUUGGCAUGGUAUCGCCGAAGAAAACUUGCAGAUUCGCCAUUAUCAUCAUAGUCUGCACCCUCACAUACUUGAUAACAAUAUCUAUAGUGGACAUCUACACGUGGGACUUCCAGGCGAAGAAGAAUAAAAAAAUGCACGACAAAGGAGCGAUUAAUUACGCCCCGAUCUACUUCAUGUACACCAUAGUAAUCAUCAUGGAGUUGCAGUACACCCUGGCUACGUACAACAUCGGCAUACGGUUCGCCAGAUUGAACAAAAAUUUGGAGAACUUGCUGAAGAGUGGUCAAAUCAGCGACUACCUCAGGAAAGACAUUGGCCUAGGAGGGAUCGGCAAAGUGGACGUGCCCGGUCGAAUGGUCCGAAAAACGAAGAUCUCUGAUUGGCUGGUAGUCGGAAGUGAUAGUCGAGGAGCCGCUGACACAAUUUCCCAACUGGUGACGGUACACUCCUCCCUCUGCGACAGUGUUCUCCUCUUGAACAGUGCUUUCGGCUUGCCCAUCUUAGCGGUUACCUUGACCUGCAUUCUGCACCUGAUUAUCACCCCAUACUUCCUGAUAAUAGAGGCCAACAGUGAUCGACAUUGGCUCUUCGUGGCUAACCAGUGUUUUUGGUGCAUCCUCCACAUAGGCAGGAUGCUCAUCGUCGUGCAGCCUUGUUACGUCGCCUGUACCGAGUCGAAGGCCACGGCGGUGUUGGUGAGCCAACUAUUGUCUACAAAUUGGGACCCGGAAUCACGAAAGCAGCUGGAAGUAUUCUCUCUUCAGUUGUUGCACAGACCAUUAGACUUUUCGGCUUGUGGACUUUUUUCCGUGGACCGGGCUCUCGUUACCUCGAUAGCAGGCGCAGUUACGACCUAUCUCGUGAUUCUGAUACAGUUCCAAAAAGCCGACGACACGAAGGACGCGACAGACGUGUUGAAGAACGUGUCGCAGUUCAUAAAAAACGGCUCCGUGCUCCAAAACGCAACGACGUUGCAAAAGCUCAUCUAAAGAGCCUCCACCAUAACGAGAAUGCAUUGAAACGGCGCAAGAUUUCGAUCAAUGAGCAACAAGCACUGACAAUGAGUCAAUCUCGACCCGCCCUCGACAAAGGCCCAUAAUUCAAGAUACCGAUUAACUUAUCACACGACUACGAGUCGUUAUGGGACCGCCGGCUCGGAAAAUAACGUAAACAGCAUAAAAGUUUGAGCGCAUCUUCUAGAGCCCCGCGAGCAAUGGAACAAGAUGAAUUACCACGAUGACAUUUAAUACUCCAAUUCUCGUACACGGCGACAAAUAAUAUAUAAAUACAGGAUCGUCGUUAACGUUCGUUAUCAGCGCGCUGAAAGCCUUCACGAAUGCCUCGCAAUAGUGGCCGUAAACUUGGCAGAAGAGCUAUCCAGAUUGUAGGAAGAGGACGCCAUUUUGAAUUUUUCGCAACUUCGUCGUUAAGCUCUUCCCAGCACGUUUACGGUCGCUACACCGAGUGAGAAAUAUAAUUUCUAGGCACGAUUAAUUACUUCCUACAACCUAAAUACUUCUCGUUAAAGAUUUUCGUUGCAAACCAUUUUCUGAGAGGCAUAAUUAUCGCAACCGAAGUGACGACAAAGUUAACAUCAAGUGGGACCGAUUUUGCGAAAUGAAUUUCACGUAGAAAAUUCAUAUAAUUCAAAAUACUAAGUUAUAUCACUUUCGAUGUAAAAAAGAAGAAAAAAAAGAGGAAAUAUCAGUAACAAGGAAUAAGUAUCGUUUGAAGUUGCCGCAAGAAUGAGUUCACCGGAACACUUUUCGUACUUGAAGCUGAUCUUAAGAGAACCGAGUAAUUUCACAGUUUUAUUCGAUCGCCCCUCAACUUAUGUAGGUAGUGAUCUCUUCGAUCCGAAAGUCUUGUUUAAAAAAAUUCGUUUCUUUUUCUCUAGAAAAUGAUUCUUUCGCUCAGGUCAAGGAUUCAGUGAAGGCCUUAACCGGCCGAUCGCAAAAUACCGAUUCCUCUCGAAACUAAGUGUCUAAAACUCGUAAGACGUCUGUCACAGCCAGUCGAAAACGUGCCCCUUUCCGCAGACAUUCCGCAAAGAUUUCCGCGCAUAGAAUCUUCCCCUCUCGAGAACAGCGUCCCGAGUUAUGUACAGGCGAGCCCGGCGAUCGAUUCGCGUUUUUUCUCCGCCUCCGGUUCCCUUCCUCUCCUCUCUAUACAUCGUACAAAUAAUUAUCCUAGUAAUAAAUAUACGUUAAAUCGCUUGGGGCCCGACUUCAGCGACGAGGCGGAAUUUAUUUUGCCCGGCAAAAGAGACUGCUGGCAAGGUCGACGAGAUUUAACGGGAUAGCUGCAACAGAUUCUCCACACCCUUUAUCAAAAACCGGCGGACUUUAAUAAAACGUAACCUCCUCUUUUGCAAUUUUCCCAUUUAUCUUAACGCCUCUGAUAACUCGCAGCCUAAAGUCGCCUUUUCGUAAUGACGCUCCACGCUCGAUUUUCACAUCAAAUCUGGUCACGCAAUUAAACCAUAAAAAAAGGGAAAUAGAAUAAAAUACGCCAUCUUUAAGGCGACACGAAAGUGACAUUAGAAAAACCUCUUUUAUACCAUUUCUCUCCAAAACGAAUGAACCGUUUCGUUUUAAACUUUACCCCGUGAAUCUGGAGGCCCUAGGAAAGGUCCUGACAACCAUGAAAUUUCAAUUCUUUAAAAAAUCUCUUUAUAAGCUCCACCAUUUUUGUAAAAAAAAAUUACUUUCAUGGGUGUCGGGACCUAACUUAAGGGCAAAAAAUAUUCAAAAUUAAAGGAACC
Molecule: messenger RNA, 3994 nt
Organism: Orussus abietinus
Lineage: Eukaryota; Metazoa; Arthropoda; Insecta; Hymenoptera; Orussidae
Product: gustatory receptor for sugar taste 43a
Exons: 8
Coding region: 714-2219 (501 amino acids)
Biological process (GO): sensory perception of taste
Cellular component (GO): axon; membrane; dendrite
Source: RefSeq, a predicted model, not a curated record